AUGUCCGCUCCAGCAGAAACUAGUACACGAGUCUAUAAUGGCUCUUGUCAUUGUGGGGCAACCCAAUACUUGGUCAGGUUGACGUUCCCACCUAUCCUCGACAUCAAUGCGAAGUCAAUCCGAGUCUACAAAUGCAAUUGCAGUACCUGCACCAAAAUGAACCUCUUCCAUCUUCGCCCGAUAGAUCCAGCCAACGACUUCCUGGUCCUGAGUCCCAAUCCGGAGACUGAAUUGGGGGAUUACCGCACAUUCAAGAAGGUCCAGAGCUGGUAUUUCUGUAAAGAAUGCGGCGUGCGAUGUUUCGGCAUUGGUGGAAGCUGGGAAACCACCGAGGUCGAUCUUGAAAAAUGGAAGGGGAGCGAAGGGUCUGAGGGGAAGACAACAAAGGCGUGGAAGCUCAAGGCUGGAGAAUGGAAGUACGAACAUGCUGGGAAGGAGGUUGUCAGGCCAUCUUGCUACCUGUCGGUCAAUGCUGUCACCAUUGAGCCUGACCAGGAAGGCUUUUCUCUCAAGGAGUGGCAUGAGAAAGGUUGGAUAGCAUACGUGGACGCCAGAGACCGCAUCGGUGAGUUGAAAGUGGGUGAACCUCAUAAAUGGGGCUGCUAUUAG
Messenger RNA from Mytilinidion resinicola, 609 nucleotides. RefSeq lists its product as uncharacterized. NCBI's taxonomy places the organism in Eukaryota, Fungi, Ascomycota, Dothideomycetes, Mytilinidiales, Mytilinidiaceae. The coding region runs from base 1 to 609 and encodes 202 amino acids. The record is from RefSeq and is a predicted model, not a curated record. The transcript has 3 exons. Gene Ontology annotation, molecular function: carbon-sulfur lyase activity.